AUGGAGGUUCUCGAAGGCGCAGAUCUGCGGCAGCUAGAGUCUUUCCUCAUAGCCCAGGAUCAGGACCGUGCGCUAGGAAACCCGUACAGUAUUGUCACGAGGGAGGAGCAUGUCAAAUGGGUGCAUAUCGACCAUUAUCGUGAGAACUAUCAUGGGUCUGUAAUGGAGCAGUUCCUGGAACUCGUCAUGACCUAUUACGGGAGGUUCAAUCUAGAGACUGGGAGCCUCGAAUUGAUUGCCAAGUCAUCGACGAUCGCCAGGCAGCUAUUCGAUGCCAUGGAGAAAUCGUGUGGAAUCAGGAAGCUUACCAUGCUCUUCUUCUCCGAGACUAACGUGGACGAACUGUGGGUGUUUGCAACAGCGGUCAGUAAGGCGAACAUUGUGGAGCUGGCAUUGAUGCUCGACGGCAGGAUCAAAACUAUGCGCAUUUUGUACCCGAACUUUUAUCAACAUACCUGGAGCACAUCAAUGAAGACAUCGCAUCAACUACAAAGUCUCUGGAUCCGUACCCCAUUCUUCCAGUCGGAUCGGUCGUGCAAGAUGGUUGUGACAAGAAUCGUCAAGUACUGCCCAUCGCUCAUGGAACUAACACUAGAAGUCGAUAGUGACAGGAUCCAGGCGAUGAAUGCGAUGACUUUGAACCUGGCGUCUCUUUAUCCAGGGGAGCAGGCUUUGCUUCUAAAGGGGUAUCUAAUCGAGCCGACAACGUAUAAGCAUUCUGCAAAGACGAUGGAGGGACAGUUGAAAGAACUCUUCCCAUCCAAACUUUUGAAUGCUCUCAAGACCAUGCUUUUCUGGUUCGUCGACAGGAAGCAGAGCGAGCAUCAUGAUGAAAAGAUGGCAUGGACCUUCGCUAAUGCCUCAGCUAAAACCUAUCUGACGACCACGAUCACAAUGGGAACAGAGCCGUCAUCCGAUGAGCAGGAACAGCUUCCGAUUUUAUUUAGGCAAUACGGCUGGUCUGUUAGCCAGUUCACAGUUAAUCAUCUGUUCAACGACAGUCUCGCAACACUUCUAGAUACUGCGACUGCGGAGGGCGGCUCAAGUCUGAAAUCGUUAUCCCUUGAUCCUAUACUUGAAAAGAUGCAAAACAAGACUGAGCGGGAUAAACUUCAUGAUCUGCUUAAGCGACACCGCAAGAAGUCGACAAGACUGGUCGUGGGACGCAAGUCCGCGGAGGAUUGGAUGCAGGAUAUGAAGCAACGACACCCUACGAAACUGGAUGUACCAGCGUUGGAGGACUUCAGGCCGGUAUCGGUGAACAAGGGCUCGUACAUAGCUCUAUGA
Gamsiella multidivaricata is the source of this 1287-nucleotide messenger RNA. RefSeq lists its product as uncharacterized. The record is from RefSeq and is a predicted model, not a curated record. The transcript is spliced from 5 exons. The coding region runs from base 1 to 1287 and encodes 428 amino acids. NCBI's taxonomy places the organism in Eukaryota, Fungi, Mortierellomycota, Mortierellomycetes, Mortierellales, Mortierellaceae.